GUUCUGUUAUCACAAUCACAUAAACAUAACAUAACAUACUUCAUUUUCUGUUCAAACUUGCAAGCUAUAUACUUUCAUCAACAAACAUGCUUUGACCCAAUUCCUUCUAUUUCUCAGAUCUUCCCUUUCUCUUCACUUCUAGAUUGUUCUGUCUCAUUGGAGCUGUAAAUCAGACAUGCAACUUCUCUAGAAGAGUUUUGAAUUUUGUUGCUGAUUCAAUUUGGAGGAUGGGAAGAAAGUGAAUAGCUUUCUUAGAAUGGAUCGGAGGGAAGGAGUGAAUGAUGGUUUUCCUAGACUUGGACCAAGUGAUUCGCUUCUCCCUGGUUUGAUCGAUGAUGUUGCGCUGAAUUGUCUCGCUUGUGUUAGUAGAUCCGAUUACUCGUCCCUGUCGUGUAUUAAUAAAAGGUAUAGAAAGUUGAUCGAUAGUGGUUAUCUAUAUGGGUUGAGGAAAGAGUUGGGAGUUGUUGAACAUUUGGUUUAUUUGGUUUGUGACCCAAGAGGAUGGGUUGCAUUUGAUACCAAGAUAAGUAGAUGGAUGACAUUGCCUAAGAUACCGUGCGAUGAGUGUUUCAACCAUGCGGACAAAGAGUCCUUAGCUGUAGGUUGUGAGCUGUUGGUUUUCGGUAGAGAAUUGAUGGAGUUUGCCAUUUGGAAGUAUAGUUUGAUUUGCCGUGGUUGGGUUAAGUGUCAAGAGAUGAACCAACCUCGCUGUUUAUUUGGAUCAAGUAGUUUUGGUUCGAUUGCCAUUGUAGCCGGCGGAAGUGACAAAUAUGGAAAUGUUCUUAAGUCUGCUGAGUUGUAUGACUCUUCAACAUGUACGUGGGGAAUUUUACCGAACAUGCAUACACCGCGUAGAUUGUGCUCAAGUUUUUUUAUGGAUGGCAAAUUCUACGUGAUUGGUGGCAUGUCAAGCAUAACUGUUUCAUUAACUUGUGGAGAAGAAUAUGAUCUUCAAACAAGAAGUUGGAGAAAAAUAGAGGGCAUGUACCCAUAUGUUAAUGUGGGUGCUCAAGCACCUCCACUUGUGGCGGUUGUGAAUAAUCAGUUGUACGCGGUUGAACAUCUAACUAAUAUGGUGAAAAAAUACAACAAGGAAAAGAACACAUGGCAUGAAUUGGGAAGGCUUCCGGUUCGUGCUGAUUCUUCUAAUGGUUGGGGCCUUGCUUUCAAGGCUUGCGGAGAUAAACUUUUGGUUGUAGGUGGACAAAGGGGUCCAGAAGGUGAAGCUAUAGUGCUGAAUUCAUGGUGUCCCGGGUCUGGAGUUAGGAAUGGCGUCAUAGAUUGGAAGGUACUCGGCAUAAAAGAGCAUGUCGGGGUGUUCGUGUAUAAUUGUGCUGUUAUGGGCUGUUGACAAAUUUGAGAUAAUUUUACAUUAACUCAACAGAAGAAGCCGGUAUUCACACUCUGACUUCGCCUUGAAGGUUGCUUCCAUGUUCUACCAUUGCUUCAUUUACCGAGUUAAUUGUUGUUUGGGAUAGCUUUCACUAGCUGAAAAUUUAGUUUCAUCUUUUUAACAUUGUUUAUUUGAAUGUAUUUCUCACUUUCAUGUUCCAUAAUUUUAAAUUUCUUUUGAGAUUACCGAGUAGUCUUACACAGAAAUGUUAUGUUUUAUUUUUCUUACUCAACUAUGUAAACCAAUAAAUCUAGAAGUUUUCAUUGUUUAA
Trifolium pratense (red clover) is the source of this 1664-nucleotide messenger RNA. Its product is annotated as F-box/kelch-repeat protein At5g60570. Bases 257 to 1351 code for a protein of 364 amino acids. The transcript is spliced from 3 exons. Gene Ontology annotation, molecular function: protein binding. The record is from RefSeq and is a predicted model, not a curated record. Gene Ontology annotation, cellular component: nucleus. Lineage: Eukaryota; Viridiplantae; Streptophyta; Magnoliopsida; Fabales; Fabaceae.